Nannochloropsis gaditana CCMP526 is the source of this 506-nucleotide messenger RNA. RefSeq names its product large subunit ribosomal protein L27 (gene RP-L27). Gene Ontology annotation, biological process: translation. Gene Ontology annotation, molecular function: structural constituent of ribosome. The annotation marks the transcript as partial. The transcript has a single exon. The record is from RefSeq and is a predicted model, not a curated record. Gene Ontology annotation, cellular component: mitochondrial large ribosomal subunit; ribosome.
CAGGGAGCAUGCUCUCCAGGAUUUGGAGCCCGAGUACUUGGAGUUCGACCAGACACUUGGUGCAUUCGGGCACUCCCGCAUCCAAUGCCGCAAUCACGUCUGCCCUCAGACGCAGCGAGAUGGUUUGGGGAGGCAUGAGCUGCCGCACAGCGACCAAGAAGGCGGGGGGCUCGUCGAAAAACGGACGUGACUCACCAGGCCAGCGUCUGGGUGUCAAGAAAUUUGGGGGGCAAGAAGUGAUAGCAGGCAAUAUUUUGGUGCGGCAACGAGGGCUGACAUUCAAGGCGGGUGAUGGUGUAGGCGUUGGGAGGGACUAUACGCUUUUCGCCUUAAGACCAGGCUGGGUAAAGUUUACGUACGACGUACAUAGCAAGAAAAAAUAUGUCCGAAUUGCUGCUUGUAGCCCACAUCCUCACGACCAAAAGGCAGUGUCGGAGGUGGACGAAGAGGAAGCGGUGGCGUAAAAUGUGAGGGUGGUCCCAAAAAAUAAUGUCGCGUCUCUAAAA